GCUCCACGGCCACCACCACCCACCACCUUGCUCGCACUCGCUUCGCUCAUUUGCCCCCAGCCCGCGCACUGCCUGCCAGCCAGGGAAGGCGGCCAUGGGCGCCCUCUCCUCCCUCCCCGCCGCCGCCGCUGCGGCGCUCCUGCUCCUGAGCCUCCUCGCCGGCGGGCACUGCCGCGAGGCCCAGCUCCACGUCGGCGACGCCGACGCGGCCGGCGCCGGCGAGAACUACAACACCAGCGACGCCGCCGUGUACUGGGGCCCCUGGCAGAAGGCCCGCGCCACAUGGUACGGCCAGCCCAACGGCGCCGGCCCCGACGACAACGGUGGUGCGUGCGGGUUCAAGCACACCAACCAGUACCCGUUCAUGUCCAUGGGGUCCUGCGGCAACCAGCCAUUGUUCAAGGACGGCAAGGGAUGCGGCUCCUGCUACAAGAUUCGGUGCACCAAGGACAAGUCCUGCUCCGGCAAGGCGGAGUCGGUGAUCAUCACCGACAUGAACUACUACCCGGUGUCCAAGUACCACUUCGACCUCAGCGGCACGGCCUUCGGCCGGCUCGCCAAGCCCGGCCUCAACGACAAGCUCCGCCACUCGGGCAUCAUCGACAUCGAGUUCACCAGGGUCCCGUGCGAGUUCCCGGGCCUGAAGGUGGGGUUCCACGUGGAGGAGUACUCGAACCCCGUCUACUUCGCGGUGCUGGUGGAGUACGAGGACGGCGACGGCGACGUGGUGCAGGUGGACCUGAUGGAGUCGAAGAUGGCGCGCGGGCCGGCGACGGGGCGGUGGACGCCGAUGCGCGAGUCCUGGGGCAACGUCUGGCGCCUCGACACCAACCACCGCAUGCAGGCGCCCUUCUCCAUCCGCAUCCGCAACGAGUCCGGCAAGACGCUCGUCGCCCGCAACGUCAUCCCGGCCAACUGGAGGCCCAACACCUUCUACCGCUCCUUCGUCCAGUACAGCUGAUCCCCGCAAUUGGAGCUGGCACGCCCGCCCGGCCUCUCGGUCGUCGUCGUCGCCGCCUUCUAAACUAGUCUCUACCACAACUAGACUACUACUAUUAGUACGGCGGGCGGGAAGGGAACGGCUAGUCGUCAAGGGUCUCUCUGGUCAUCGUGUCGUUGCGUUUGGGUGGGCGCGCUUGGCUUUUAGGUGGAGCGCCAUGUGCGGGUGUUCUGUGUGAGUGUGGUGGGGAUGGCACGUGACGGGCGUGAGGGGGAGAGGAAAAAUUUAUAAGCCGUGUGGGAGAAUGGAGGAGGCAGGCGUACAAGGUACGCUCUCCCGCCCACUCUCGCUUUAUAAUUUAUAUCAUCAUCUCCAUUUCGGAUCGGUGAUUAAUUAAUCGGAAAGUAUAUUGUACUGUAUAAACGCUGUACCCCGAGCUUGAGCCGACCCCCUGUUUUGGCUA
This is a messenger RNA of Panicum virgatum (switchgrass), 1403 nucleotides long. Its product is annotated as expansin-B4. The coding region runs from base 95 to 961 and encodes 288 amino acids. The transcript is spliced from 4 exons. The record is from RefSeq and is a predicted model, not a curated record. Gene Ontology annotation, cellular component: extracellular region. Gene Ontology annotation, biological process: sexual reproduction. NCBI's taxonomy places the organism in Eukaryota, Viridiplantae, Streptophyta, Magnoliopsida, Poales, Poaceae.